This is a messenger RNA of Yarrowia lipolytica CLIB122, 300 nucleotides long. RefSeq lists its product as uncharacterized. Lineage: Eukaryota; Fungi; Ascomycota; Dipodascomycetes; Dipodascales. Gene Ontology annotation, biological process: regulation of mitotic cell cycle. Gene Ontology annotation, cellular component: cyclin-dependent protein kinase holoenzyme complex; SCF ubiquitin ligase complex. The record is from RefSeq and is a predicted model, not a curated record. Gene Ontology annotation, molecular function: ubiquitin binding; cyclin-dependent protein serine/threonine kinase activator activity; histone binding.
AUGUCACGGCAACCGAGACUGCUGUCGUCCUCAGAACGAGCGCGACUGGAGGAGUUCCAGGAGGCAAUUCACUACUCUACACGAUACAGUGACGACACAUUUGAAUACCGACACGUUAUGCUGCCCAAGAACAUGCUCAAGGCAAUCCCCAGAGACUACUUCAAUUCCGAAACGGGCACGCUGAGAAUCCUGCUGGAGGAGGAAUGGCGAGGUCUGGGCAUCACCCAGAGUCUGGGAUGGGAGCAUUACGAAACACACGCACCCGAGCCCCACAUUCUGUUAUUCAAGCGAAACAAAUAA